CUGUGUGUGCCGCCUCCCACCUCUUCCACUGCACCUGCUCCUCCCCAUCCUGCCUUAUUAUCCUCAUGUUCUCUCCAAGUGAUGCUUCUCAGCUGCGGGAGCGAGUGGCGGAGAACCCCACUCGUAAAACCGAUCUCUUAGGAUUAUUUUCGCCCCGUUAGAGUCACAAUAUUGGCGGACGAAGGAUUCCAGACAUGUGGACUUCUCUCGAGAGUCAGCUUGAAGUGGACAGGAACACAUUGUGACAGGGGAGGAUAGUGACAUCUGGGAAACAGGACCGCCCGGAGCGUGGAAAUCAGCCGGCGUUGGUGGCACAGAAAGCACGAGUAACAUGAUUUUUGACUACGGUAAUUGAAAAAACGAGAGAGAGACAGAGAGGGUCGGCAGUUUGCAAUGAAGUAACUAGAAGAGUGCAAGCUCGAUAACUUCGCCAUGAAAUCAGUGUUCUUCAGCCGAUUCUUCAUCCUGCUGCCUUGGGUCCUUAUAGUCAUCAUCAUGAUCGAUAUCGACAGUAAAAGAACGAACUGGACUCCUAUCGGUUUUCCGCGCAGCAGGGCGCAGCAUGGGGCCCGAAAAGCGGGGCUCGGUGCCCCGAAGAACCAAUCCGCCCUGCCGGUCAUCUACGCCAUAACUCCCACUUACACCCGACCCGUGCAGAAAGCCGAGCUGACACGACUGGCGCACGCUUUCCGCCAGGUCCCUCAGUUCCACUGGAUCGUGGUGGAGGACUCCACAGUGCGCACGGAUCUGGUGAGCCGCUUCUUGGCUCGGUGCGGUGUGCCUUACACGCACUUGCACGUCUUCACGCCGCGCAGGUUCAAGCGCGCCGGGAUGCCCCGUGCCACCGAGCAGAGAAAUUUGGCUCUGGGCUGGCUCAGGCAACACCGGACACGCCGGGACGCCGGGGUGGUCUUCUUUGCGGACGAUGACAACACUUACAGCCUGGAGCUGUUUCAAGAGAUGCGGAGCACUCGAGGUGUGUCUGUGUGGCCAGUGGGGUUUGUUGGUGGCAGAGCAUAUGAGCGCCCAAUCGUUUCAGGGGGGAAAGUUGUGGGCUGGUACACUGGCUGGAGACCAGACCGUACCUUUGCCACUGACAUGGCAGGUUUUUCAGUGAACCUCCAAGUGAUCCUGGCAAAUCCGAGGGCACAGUUCAAGAGGCGGGGCUCCCAGCCAGGAAUGCAGGAGUCCGACUUCCUCAAGCAGAUCACCAAGGUGACGGAGUUGGAGCCAAAGGCCAACAACUGUACUCGGGUGCUGGUUUGGCACACACGCACUGAGAAACCACACCUUGGAAAUGAGACCAAGCAUCCUAAGGACACGGUGCUCAUCGAGGUGUGAGCGACUGCAUGAAGAAAAGUGUAUUUUAAAAGGGAUUCUGGAUACGAAAUAGCUUGCGUUUGCUGGUAGCUCACGCUCGCUCCCUUCAAACAAGUGCAUCAGUCAAGACCUUGUCAACAUGAACAGUGAGAGCUGGACAACACAAAACAAUGUCACUCAAUCUAUUUUCAAGACCUAAAGGACUGUAGUAAAUCCCAGCUGACCUCGUUCCUGGACCGAUUAUUUAUCAAAUAGAGGGCAGCAAUGGGAUGUCCAUAGCGUUAACAGCUCCACCACAAAUGACCCCAAACAAGACAAUUAAAACCGUGCAUUUCUUCCAUCCUUGGUUGUAAAAUUAAAAAUAAAAUUAAAAAAAACAGCAUUGUGUUGAAGUCUGAAUGUGAUUAUUUUUUGAAGCAUUUAAGUAUUACUCGUGGUGCAUAAUACUGAUGUAACAAUAAACAAUCAAGACUUGUGGUCUGUCCAAAGUACUUGCCUACAUCGUCUGACAUGGUUUACUGUAAUGUUUCUCUGAGUUAAUGCUUAUGAGAAUUCGGGUUAUGCAUGAAUUCACUUUCGACUCUGAUAGUUGUGUGUUUCUUCAUCUAGAUCGACAGGCAGAGUGUAGAUAGCCAUUAAGCAAUGGUUAAUUUUUUGUAUCUUGAAGUAAAUCAAGCAAAAGACUGUGGAUCAUGUCUCAUCUAAUUUGCGGUCUCAAGAACGUACCACCAAUCGAUCAGAAUUUGAGCAAAAUCCACCAAGGCACUUUGCUGAAUGUAAGUAAGUGUCACGACAUUCUGAGAGAGAUUGACAGUCAAGAAAACUUUGUAAAAUGCUCAUCCUGAAUGCUGAAUCCUGAAUGAAAGCUACCCAACCAUGUGAGGAAAAAGUAUUUGCCGCCUAACCCUAAUAACUGCUUGGGCUACUCUCAGCUGCAACAACUGAAAUCAAGUGCUUUGUGUAACUGGCGAUGAGUCUUUCAUAUCUCCAAUUGAAAUAUUUUGGCCCACUCUUCAUUGCAGAAUUGCUUGAAUGCAGCAACACUGGAGGGCUUUUGCGCAUGAACGGCCUAUUUGAAGUCAUUUUGUAGCAUUUCAGUCGGAUCGAAGUCUGGACUGUGACGAGUCCACUUCAAAACCUUCAUUCCCACCACCAGCAACCUCCAGCCCUCAUUGCCUUUCUGAAGUUGACUUGCCGAUAUGUUUUGGAUUGUUGCCCGGCUACAAAAUCCAAGCAUGUUUCAGCUUGUGGUCACAAACUGAUGUGGAACAUUCUCUUUCAAGGUUUUCAGACAAACGGCAGAAUUCUUGUUUUACCAUUUACACCAAGUCAUCCAGGUCCUGAGUCAGUACAGCAGCCCCAGACCAUUUCACUUCCACCACCAUGUUUGACUGUUAAUAUAAUGUCCUUUUUCUGAAAUGCUGUGUUGCAUUUACACUAGUUGUAAUGAAACACACACCUAACAAAAAGUUCAACUUUCCUCUCAUCAGCCCAUAAAAUAUUUUCCCUAGUCCUUAUUUUUGUUUUGGAAAUCUGCCAUUUUCGUCCAAUCUCUUCCUUAUUCUUUCAUUGUUUUCUCCAUUUGUGGAUAAUGGUUCUCACUGUGGUUUGCUUGAGUCCCAAGCCUUUAGGAGUGGCUUUGUACAACCAGACUGAUGGAUGUCAAUUACUUUGUUUGUCAUCUGGUGUACAAUAUCUUUGGACUGUGCCAUUUGUUGCAACUAUUUGAUAUUUUUGGCCGACAUGUUGUCAGACCGGUUCUAUUUAAGUGAUUUCUUGAUUUAACAGGUCUGGAGGUAAUCAGGGCUGGGUAUGGUUAAAAAAAAAAGAGGAGAAGAGUGCAAAUACUGUUUCACGGAAAUCCGUUUGUUACAAUAAUAUAAAAAACAAAGAAAAAGGGUGAUUUCUCUGUAAGUUGCAAAGUAAAGUGGCUCAUGCAGUGAGCCUUGAGGUGCCCUUUUGAAGAGGUCAUUGAAUGCACAUGCACAACUGCUUGACAAAGACUAGCCUGCGACACUACUACGCAUAUCGUCAGAACUUUGAUAAGCCCGUUCAUUGUCUUGUUGGGUGCUGAAGUCCGCAAAGAUAGAAGUUCCUUUCACAGAAGCUGCAAUCCUUCAAAUUUCGAUUUGUGAAUGUCAACCAAACUAAACUGAUUGUUUGUCAACUUCAUGCUCACAUAAAAUGAUCAGUACAUAAUACACAAAACAAAUGUGUUACAACUUGACGGAGCUCACUGAAAAGAAUAAUUCAAUUAUUUUAGUAGCCUGGUUUUCACCCAGCUUCCAGAUUAUGUGAUGUCUUUACACUAUCCAGAAUGAAUAAAAUUUUGAUGUGGUAUCUAUUAA
Molecule: messenger RNA, 3668 nt
Organism: Hippocampus zosterae (dwarf seahorse)
Lineage: Eukaryota; Metazoa; Chordata; Actinopteri; Syngnathiformes; Syngnathidae
Gene: b3gat2
Product: beta-1,3-glucuronyltransferase 2 (glucuronosyltransferase S)
Exons: 4
Coding region: 433-1341 (302 amino acids)
Biological process (GO): chondroitin sulfate proteoglycan biosynthetic process; carbohydrate metabolic process
Cellular component (GO): Golgi membrane
Molecular function (GO): galactosylgalactosylxylosylprotein 3-beta-glucuronosyltransferase activity
Source: RefSeq, a predicted model, not a curated record